AGUUUCUGUAAAUCCCACAUGCUGUAGGCUACAGAAUGACUGCGGCUGCUCUCCCACUCCAGACUUCUCUCUGAGAGGCAGCCCUCUCUUUAUUUUGUCUUCUCCUUCCCCUCUUUUUCUCUGCCAGACGUCAGCAGGAGACACAGGGCUCUUAUUUGGCCUCUCUUGUGUGGGAAACUGAGGGAAACGACUCCUCUCGCUGUUUUUUCAACCUCUUCCUCCUGUCUGCUUUUGAACUCUCUCUCUCUGGAUGUGACGGACCAUGCCGGUGGUAGGAGUAGCCUCCAAGCUCAGACAACCCUCAGUGGGCUCCAAGCCGGUCCACAGCGCUCUCCCGAUCCCCAACCCGGGCAGAACCGCUGCCACACGGGGGUACAUGGCCAGGACCCCAGAGCUGAGGGGGUCAGAAUCCCCCCUGCUCUCCUCCUGUCAGCUGUCACUCAAGUCAGAGUACCAGGAGAGGAGGACACAGCAGAAACAACAGGGACGGAGCAAGGAGACAGAGGAGAGUAAGAUCUGCAAGAUUUAUACAGACUGGGCCAACCACUACCUGACCAAGUCUGGCUGCCCUCGACUCAUCAAGGACCUGACCAUAGACAUUGCUGACGGAGUUCUGCUGGCAGAAAUCAUCCAGAUCAUAGCUAAUGAGAAAGUGGAGGACAUCAAUGUCAGCCCCAGGAGUCAAUCACACAUGACCGAGAAUUUGGACGCCUGCCUCAGUUUCCUGGAUGCAAGAGGAGUGAAUGUACAAGGGCUCUCCUCAGAAGAGAUCCGGAAUGGGAAUCUAAAGACCAUCCUGGGACUGUUCUUCAUCCUGUCUCGCUACAAGCAGCAGCAGCAACAGCAGCAGCAGUACUACCAGUCCCUGGUAGAGCUUACACACCAGACCACCGGGGCGGCGCCGGCCAGCCCCCUCAAAACGCAACCAGAGAUGCAGUCCAGUCUCACUGCGCGGUAUGGUAGCCCCCCGGGUCACAGCGGAAUAGGAGCAACACCACAGAAGAAAAACACAAGGUUGCCAGGGCCGACCAGGGUGUCCGCUGCAGGCAGCGGGGCCCCCAAGGGCCAAGGAUCCUCCAACCUCAACAGGAGGAGUCAGAGCUUUAACAGCAUCGAUAAGAGCAAGCCUCUCCAGUAUGCUAGUGGCAAUGACAGAGAAUCGGCGAAGAGCAUCCCUCUGCCUGGCAGCAUGAACGGAGGUGCCCAAGUGCCCACCAGCCUCAGCGGGCAGCAGCUGGCCUCUGCCAUCCCCUCCCCCACCACCGGCAAGUCCUGGCGCAGCAAGUCCAUGAACAUGAAGCACAGUGCCACCUCCUCCAUGCUCUCGGUCUCCACCUCGCCCUCUCCCUCGCCCACCCCACCCCCCGCCUCCGACCGCCUACGGCCCCUGACUGAGGCGCCCAAGUCGGGCUCUGUCGCUGGCGCUUCCCAGAGAUCCAUGCUGGACAAGUUCCGGAUGAUCAACCCUCGCUCGACCUCGCGGACUUCGCCGUCGGUGGCCGAGAUGGCCUUGCAGGAGGAGGAUGACAUGUCGGAGUACGGCGAGGAAGGGCUAAGCAUAACGGAGCCAAUGUCGUCAAUGUGUACUAGCAGCAGCAACAGCACCAAGCAGCUGGCCAAGACUGCCUCGCCCCCCUCUCUGGCAGCAGCCAAUAAGGGCUGUGUGAAGGGCGCGUCGCCCUCCAGCGGCGGCAGCAAUAAGUCCCUGCCCCAGCCCAAAGACAAGGAGGAUAAGAGCAGGAGCAAAGGAGGCAAGGCCAGCACCCCUCCCAAAGAGGAACAACGGGAACCCAUGGUGGAUCCAUCCAAGAAGACCUCUAAAAUCGCCAGCCUCAUCCCCAAGGGAGGCAAGCCUUCAGCGGGCAAGAAGGACAGCGCCAUCCCCCCUGCCUCCAGUGGAAUCCCCAAGCCUGGGCUCAAGGCCCCCUCGGCUACGGGGAAGCCGGCCGGCGGUCAACCCCAGACCCAGGCCACCCAGGGUGGUAGUGGAGGGGGCAGGGAAGGGGACAAGGCCAAGGUGGUUAAAGGGGGCCAGGGGGGCUACUACAUGCAGCAGCGCUCCCUGGGGGGCCUGGAGGGCCGGCGGAGCAACAUGGUGUCUUCCACCAGCACCUCUGCCCUGUCCCAGCCCCCCGGGGCCAUGGGGGGGAACGGAGCGGUGCAGCUCCCCCAGCAGCAGCAGCACAACCACCCCAACACAGCCACCGUCGCCCCCUUCAUGUAUAGGACGUACUCCGAGAACGACUGUACCACGGUGGCCCCCACAGACCACUGCCUCAGCCCCACCAAGGGAGACCUGGUCUACAGCAAGACUGCCAAGCAGUGCCUGGAAGAAAUCUCAGGGGAAGACCCCGAGACGAGACGCAUGCGGACAGUGAAGAACAUUGCUGACCUACGGCAGAACCUGGAGGAGACCAUGUCCAGUCUGCGGGGGACGCAGAUCAGUCACAGCACUUUGGAGACGACCUUCGACAGCACAGUGACCACAGAGGUCAACGGGCGGAGCAUAACCAGUCGCUCCGCCCCCAUGACCUCCUGGCGCCUCGGCCAAUCAGCCCCAAGCCCCCGCCUACAAGCAGGUGACGCCCCUUCUAUGCCCAGUACCUACACCACAGUCCCACCACCUCGGACGGGUGCCAGCACAGGUGGCGCCACUGGGCGGUACGGUCACUCGGACUCCUCCCGGUUUGUGUACAGUGCCCCCCUGAGGCGAGCAGCGACGGCAGGGGCGAGAGGGGCCGAGCAGGGGGAGAAGGGAGGAGGGCCGGAGGGGAUGCUGGAGAUGGACAUGGCAGGGUACAUGAGCGACGGAGACAUCCUGGGGAAGAACGUCAGGACAGAUGACAUCACCAGUGGGUACCUUACAGACGGUGGUCUUCACCUAUACUCACGGAACGUCGGUCGUGCCCCUGACCUGAACACGGCGCUAGAGGUCACCCAGAGGGUGGUCAAGGAGGUGCACGGGGACGCAGACAGUUGGGAUGACAGCAGUUCAGUCAGCAGCGGUCUCAGUGACACUGUAGAUAACAUCAGCACAGACGAUCUGAACACGCCCACCUACCCUGCCAUCACAUCGUCACCACGCAAGAACAAGGCAGCCCAGGCGGACACACACCAGCAUGUGGAGCAGGAGGUCAGUAGCAGCUGGGCCGGAGCUGAAGAUCUGAAGAAGGUGGACGAGGAGCUGGAUGUCAGCAUGGAGCCCGGCUCAAAGUGGAAGCCUUCCUCCUCCUCUGCCUCCUCGCCAGCGGGGCAGUGCGGUGAGGAUCCCGGGCAGAAGACGGGCCUACCCAUGUCCCAGACUGGCUCCUGGAGGAGGGGUAUGACUGCCCAGGUGGGCAUCACGCCCCCCCGGACCAAAGGAACCAGCGCCACCCUAAAAACCCCUGGUAAAACUGAUGACGCCAAGGCCUCAGAGAAAUGCAAGGCCCCCUCCAAGACCGCUGGCAUCCAGCGCUCGCCCUCCGACGCCGGCAAGAGCAGUGGCGACGAGGGAAAGAAACCCCCCUCGGGCAUCGCCCGCCCCCCCACCACUGGGUCGUUCGGCUAUAAAAAGAUGGCCAGCCCCCCCUCCGGUGCCCUCAUCACGUCCAGCGGUGCCACCCUGGCCAGUGGCUCCGCCACCCUGGGGAAGGUGCCCAAGUCUUCGGCUAUCGGCAAGGGGACAGGGAUCAGCGGAGGCCGUAAGACCAGCCUGGAUGGCUCCCAGCCCCAGGACGAUGGGGUGCUGAUGGGCUGCGGAGGCUCCAAGGUGCCCCUCCAGUACCGCUCUCUGCCCCGGCCGGCCAAGUCCUCCAGCGGGGGUGUGGUGGGACGCAGCGGCCACCGCUCCAGUUCCAGCAGCAUCGAUUCCAAUGUCAGCUGCAAGUCGGCCGGAGGAACGGGGACCAAGCGAAGGGACGCUGGGAAGGUGGGCUCUGGGCGCUCCAGCCCCAUCCCCAUCACCAUCAACCAGACGGACAAGGAGAAAGUGGCCGUGUCAGACCAGGACCCAGCAGGUUUAUCCACCUCCCCCAAAUCCAGCCCCACCUCCACGGGCCAGUCUGGCCUCAGGCAACCAGGGUCCAAGUACCCGGACAUUGCCUCACCCACCUUCCGCAGGUUGUUUGGCACCAAAGCCAGCAGCAAGGCCAGUACCCCCGGCACACCCGACUCAGGCAAGUGCCCCUCUGCGUUGGGCAGCCCUCAUGGCACAUUGGCGCGCCAGGCCAGCCUGGACUCUCCCUCCUCGGGCACGGGGAGCCUGGGCAGCGCGGGCGGGCAGAGCGGGGCUAGCAGCCCACUUUAUGGCAAGGCCCCUGACCUGGGCACUGAUUCGCCUGCCUCCAGCCCGGCGUCAGGCCUCUCGUUGCCCUCCAACGCCCGCCCCUGGCCCACCAACCUCAGCAGCUCCUCGGCAUGCUCUGGCAGUAAGGACACACUGAGCUGUCAGAGCAUGACCAGUCUGCACACCAGCUCCGAGUCCAUUGACCUGCUGCUGGGGCACCACCACGGCCCCAAAGUCACCCGCACGGCCAGCGUCAAGUCCACGCUUUCUGAGGGCAUGCCUCUUGACAGAAACACACUCCCCAAAAAGGGACUGAGGUACCCUCCCUCGUCCAGACAGACGUCCCAUGAGGAGGGGAAGGAGUGGCUGCGUUCUCACUCCACUGGAGGGUUACAGGACACGGGGAGUCAGUCCCCUCUCUCCCCCCCUGGAGUUGCAUGCACAAGCACCGGAAAAUACCACUACUCCAACCUGCUGAGCCCCACCAACCUGUCACCCUACAACCUGCCAGGACCCAGCAGUAUGAGUCGCUCCAACAGCAUCCCUGCACAGGACUCCUUUGACCUGUAUGGAGAAGCCCACCUGGGGGGCAGCGCCACCUCUCUGGAGGACAGACCCCGGGGCAUGAGCCGCUCUGGCUCCUUCAGGGACAGCACCGAUGAAGUCCAUGGAUCCUCACUGUCGCUGGUCUCCAGCACCUCGUCCCUGUACUCUGCGGUUCUUUCCUUUCUGGCCAAGACAGAGGAAAAGGCACAUUCUGAGGGUCAAACAGGCCAAAAUACCACGCAAAUCAGGAAGCUGCGACGAGAGCUGGACGCCUCCCAGGAAAAGGUUGCGACCCUCACAUCUCAGCUGUCUGCCAAUGCUCACCUGGUGGCAGCCUUUGAGAAGAGCCUGGGGAACAUGACCUGUCGCCUAACGAGCCUCACCAUGACAGCUGAGCAAAAGGAGUCGGAGCUGGCUGAGCUGAGAGAGACUAUCGAGGCGCUGAAAGCCCAGAACACAGACGCCCAGACAGCCAUCCAAGUGGCCCUCAACGGCCCCGACCACCUACACAAAGACCUGCGGAUUAGGCGGCAACACUCGUCGGAGAGCAUGUCCAGCAUCAACAGUGCAGCCAGUCACUCAUCCCUGGGCAGCGCCAAAGACCUAGAGGACAAGAAGAAGAAGAAGAAGAGCUGGGGAAAAGAGAGAGGCAACAAGGUGGCUGAUUCCAUCCCAGCACAGUUGCGGAGCUCGUUCAAGCAGGCCUUCAGUAAGAAGAAGGGCAACAAGCCUCAGUCUCCCCACGACGACAUCGAAGAGAUGACAGACUCAUCACUGCCGUCCUCGCCCAAGCUACAGCAUGCUAACAGACAGGACAGCUUCCCAACACUACUCUCCUCAGCCUCUACCACAGAUAACAAGUGCGUUUGUGAUAGCAAGCCCCUCCCCAUUUGGAUGUCAAAGAGAAGGCUAAACGGUCAUGUGGUCUACAAGCACAGAUCUCGGCUGUGUGAGUGCACGGAGGCGGAGGCGGAGAUCAUCCUGCAGCUGAAGAACGAGCUGAGGGAGAAGGAACUGAAGCUGACAGACAUCCGCCUGGAGGCUCUUAGCUCCGCCCACCACCUGGACCAGAUCCGAGAGGCCAUGAACCGUAUGCAGAAUGAGAUCGAGCUGCUGAAAGCGGAAAAUGACCGGCUCAAGACGGGAGGCACCACGCCAGCCGCCACGCCAGCCAAGAUGGGCCGGCCGCCCUCUGAGACCUCCAGCACAUCCUCGUCCUCCUCGCGCCAAUCUCUGGGCCUGUCCCUCAACAACCUCAAUAUCACAGACACCAUCAUGUCAGAUGUUGUGUUUGACCACAGAUAUUCUAAUGAGAUAUGAGGGUGCAAAGAGGGGCGCAGUGUCCGCAUUGUGGUCACAAUCAACAGUGGCUCCAAUAAGACCAAGGGUAUGCAAAGCCAGGAGUACCUCAUUGGUUCCAUCGGCGUGAGCGGAAAGACCAAGUGGGAUGUGCUAGAUGGAGUAAUCAGACGAUUAUUCAAGGAGUACGUGUUCCGGGUGGACCCUCUGACCAGUCUGGGGCUGAACUCAGACAGUAUAGUCAGCUAUAGGAUGGGGGAUGUGGUGCGGGCCCACGCCUCUGAACUGCCUGAAAUGCUGCCCUGUGGCUACCUGGUGGGGGACAACAACGUCAUCAGCGUCAACCUCAAAGGUGUGAAGGAGAACAGCAUAGACAGCCUGGUAUUUGACACCCUCAUCCCCAAGCCCAUCGUCCAGAGAUACCUCAACCUGCUCAUGGAGCAUCGCCGCAUCAUCCUCUCUGGCCCCAGCGGCACCGGGAAGUCCUUCCUGGCCAGCAAGCUGGCAGAGUUCAUUGUCACCAAGUCUGGUCGAAAGGUCACGGAGAGCAACUUGGCUAGCUUCAACGUGGACCAGAAAUCCAGCAAGGACCUGCGUCAGUACCUAUCCAGCCUGGCAGAACAGUGCAACACUGAGGAGAGCGAGACGGAGCUGCCCACCGUGGUCAUACUGGACAACCUCCACCACAUCGGCUCACUCAGCGACAUCUUCAACGGAUUCCUCAACUACAAGUACCACAAAUGCCCGUAUGUGAUUGGAACCAUGAACCAGGGAGUGUCUUCCUCUCCCAACCUUGAGCUUCACCACAAUUUCAGGUGGGUGCUGUGUGCCAACCACACAGAGCCGGUCAAGGGUUUCCUGGGCCGAUUUCUGCGCAGGAAGCUGAUCGAGACGGAGAUCAACAGGAACAUGCGCAGCAAUGACCUCAUCAAGGUCAUCGACUGGAUUCCCAAGACGUGGCAGCACCUCAACGGCUUCCUGGAGGCCCACAGCUCCUCAGACGUCACCAUCGGUCCCAGGCUCUUCCUGUCCUGCCCCAUGGAUGCAGAUGGCUCGCGGGUGUGGUUCACUGACCUAUGGAACUACUCCCUGGUGCCUUACCUGCUGGAAGCCGUCAGAGAAGGGCUCCAGCUGUACGGCAAGAGGGCGGCGUGGGAGGACCCGUCCAAGUGGGUGAAGGACACCUACCCCUGGAGAUCUGUCUCCUUGCAGCAUGACAGCCAGGCCCUGCUCCAGUUACGGCCAGAGGACGUGGGCUAUGACGGCUACAGCUCCUCCAAAGAGGGCGCGUCCUCCAAACAGGUGUCACAGAGUGACACGGAAGGAGACCCACUGAUGAACAUGCUAAUGAGGCUGCAGGAGGCGGCCAACUACUCCAGCGCGCAGAGCUGCGACAGCGACAGCGCCAGUCACCAUGACGACCAGCUGGACUCGUCGCUGGAGUCGGCGCUCUAGACGAGAGCUCGGAGAGGAGACCUCAGAUGGAGUGACGGAGCGGAGCACUUUUCAGCGUGGCGUCAGCGAGACGUGGCGGCUCGAACACUUCCAGGCACCCCGCACAUAACACAGAGAGAUGUGGCGGCUCGAACACUUCCAGGCACCCCACACAUAACACAGAGAGAUGUGUGUAGUCAGGAGAUGUCUGUUAGUGGGGUCGUGAGGAGUAAGCCCUCUGACAAAAUGGAGUAGAUUUUUGUGUAUGGUGGUUGAGACACAGUCCUCCAUUUCUCCACUGGAUGUGGCAUCCCAAAAUGCAGGCUGCACGUACACAGUGAGAGACAAUUCUGUCUGUGUUUCUACACCAUACAACUGGAAUUGACAUUAUAGUUUUAUUUAUGUUGAUUCACAGUUGUUGUAUUAACUACGGAUGUUUACAAGGGCCAAAUUCUGGUGUUGUUUACUAAGGUGCUGAACAAAAAAAGGCACGUAUCCCUCCCGUCAAACCCUGACCUCAGACGAGCCACAUGGUGCUGGUCCCGUGCUUAAACCUGUCCCUAGUUUACAGGCAACUCCAAGACCCUCCGUACACCCCUCGCCAACAAGCACAAAAAGAGCACUGUGUGUCGUCCAACCAACUGCUACUGUGAAACAAUGGACAAGUGCCCGUGUUACCGUUUGAUAUACUGCCAAGGGCACUGCGACGUGCCCGUCCACAUCCACAGAGUCCUUUUAGGCUUUUCACACGAGCAGACCUGUUAUUCACUCUUUCCUUAAAAGAUGGACAGCACCAUACCAACAGAUGGGUGCUGAAGGGAGGGGUGGCUCCUUCAAUCCAAGGGCCAGGUCAAGAACAGUACAAGCCUGAUAUUGGUGCUUUCUCAAUGCAAAGCUCUGAGACAGGGGUGUAUUACUUCAGCCUGUGGCUCCCUGCUGACCAUCCUGAGUGGAUAGGAGAUUGACAGGAACACACACUUCCUGACACACAACCAUUCAAAUGAAGUGGUCCCGUAUCGUCUCAGUGGGUGCUUUAAUUUCAGUACAGUAAAGGAGAGUUUUAUAACUACUUUUAGGCCAAAAUAUCUCACAGAUCCUGUCAAAGUAUGUUGCCCAAAACCAUCCACUUUUGUUUCUGACAGUAAUAUUGUACAAGCAAAAUGGCUGUUAUACUGUAUUUGCAAGUGGAACUGACCAAUUGUAUAAAAGUUCAAAGGGUUGGGCAUUUUUUGAGUUGUUGCUUUUACCCAGUUGAGCUGGGUUCACUUGAACUGUCAUGAGCACAACCCCACCCUUUUGAUUUUAUAGCCUAAGGAGCAUGUUUUAAGCUUUCUAGGGGGGAGACUUUUCCUUUUACAUAACAGCGUGUGGUAGGGACAGAAGCCAUUUUGGAUUUUGAUUGUCCUUCCUCCAUUAAUGAGUGGGUUGGUUUUGCACAGUUAAAGUGGGGGUGUAAAUAAUAAAGUAUUGCACAGUGAAUCAGAGAUGCGUUCUUCCCUGUUGAUGUUAUAUUACGCUUUAACUCGCUGAGAAUUAUUGUACGUUGCAAAAAAAAUACAAAAUAGAAAUGCAAAAAAGCAACAAGCUGUCAGAAACAGGUGUAUGUCUUGUGGUGAUUGGCUGUCUUGCCUAUGCAGGAGACAUACGAUGUACACUAUGAUAUUAUUAUUUUAAACGCUGUAUAUUAAUGUUCACUAAAUCACUGAUUUGAGGAGCAAACCAUUCAAUUUAUCAAGAAAAGCAAAUCUGAUCAUUGUCACAGAUUUUCCUUUUGUGUAAUUCUCUGGAACUAGCAUUUGGUGACUCAUCCCCCUAUUCAACAGGCGAAAAUUCACAAAGCAUUACACUGUAACAUUUCUGAAUAUACUUUCAUUCAGUCUUGUAUUCGGUUUUAGUAGAAUCUGUUUUGUUGUUUUGUCAUCCCAUUGUGGAGGUACUAUUUUCCUGCUGUUGUGCUAUUUACAAUUCCAAUAACAGGUGCUACUGGUCAACUCAAUCUAUCAGAUUCCAUUUUCUGCAGAAAAUGUUGUCACAACCUCAGGACAAGCUCUUGGCUGUGACAAAUGUAUUUUUUUAUUUUGUUUUUGCACGCAUCCUUGUUGGUCUACCCCAUCAGCCUGCAUCUAAACAUAGAGCCUGACACACACACACACAGUCGGUAAGACAUAGCUCCCCUCCAACACAGCAGACAUCUAGUCACCCCUCCCUGCUCCCCUAGGACACAAUCAGUUGCCUAGUUAACCAGAUGUUUCACAACACAAUCAGUUGCCUAGUUAACCAGAUGUUUUCACAACACAAACAGUGUACCAUUAUGUCAUGGUGACACCAUACAAUCUCAAUGACAUCUUAGUUGAAAACAUUUACUGCUUUGAGAGAAGAGUUUCUUUUAUGUUGAAACAUUUGUCCUUAAAUGUUUUAUAUUUUGUACAUUUGUAUGUAACAUAUCGUGUAAAUAGACAGAGACAGCGAUUUAAAUCAUCUGGAGGGAUUUUGUAGUCUUUGUAAAGCCCUAAUAAAUGGUAUUUGGUGUCACAUGAGCAAA
Molecule: messenger RNA, 10088 nt
Organism: Oncorhynchus nerka (sockeye salmon)
Lineage: Eukaryota; Metazoa; Chordata; Actinopteri; Salmoniformes; Salmonidae
Gene: nav3
Product: neuron navigator 3
Biological process (GO): neurogenesis; nervous system development
Molecular function (GO): ATP hydrolysis activity; protein binding; ATP binding
Source: RefSeq, a predicted model, not a curated record